CAACUAAGUCGGAAUAAGACUUUCUUCUUUCACAAACACACAGAAAAGUGUGUGUGUGUGUGUGUGUGUGUGUGUGAGAGAGAGAGAGAGAGAGAGAGAGAGAGAGAGAAUAGUAAACCAUUUUCUUCAUUUGCUGCAUAUUUGUCAAUUUGUAGGAGACAGAUUAGAGAGAGAAAAAGAAGGCCUGAAGAACACGUCUAGAGAGAGAAAGCACCGUCGCCUGAGGGCAGAGAAAGCGGCCGAUCGCAACGGCAACGGACUAGAGAGAGAAACAGCCGCUGCUUCACUGACAACCAAAUGGGCACUCUCCAGACAUGGCGAAAGGCCUACGGCGCUAUCAAAGAUCACACCAAAGUCGGCCUUGCCCAUGUUAAUAGCGAUUUCAAGGAUGUUGAUGUGGCGAUCGUUAAAGCUACGAAUCACGUUGAGUGUCCACCCAAAGAUAGGCAUCUCAGAAAAAUUUUGGCCGCCACGUCUGCGAUUCGGCCUCGUGCCGAUGUUGCAUACUGUAUUACCGCUCUUGCAAGACGAUUGGUGAAGACACAUAAUUGGACGGUGGCAUUGAAGACUCUGAUAGUUAUCCAUAGGACGUUGAGGGAGGGUGACCCUACUUUUAGAGAAGAACUUCUGAAUUUCCAACAGAGGGGACGCAUUCUCCAAUUGUCUAAUUUCAAGGAUGAUUCAAGCCCCAUUGCUUGGGACUGUUCUGCCUGGGUACGUACAUAUGCACUGUUUUUGGAGGAACGACUUGAAUGCUUUAGGGUUCUGAAGUAUGAUAUUGAAGCUGAGCGUCUUCCUAGACCUGCCCAGGGGCAGGAGAAGGGCUAUGGUAGAACUAGGGAUUUGGACAGUGAAGAACUAUUGGAGCAGUUGCCUGCUCUGCAGCAGCUGCUGUAUCGUCUCAUUGGAUGCCGGCCUGAAGGUGCAGCCAUUGGCAAUUAUGUAAUACAGUAUGCUCUUGCUCUGGUACUCAAGGAGAGUUUUAAAAUUUAUUGUGCUAUUAAUGAUGGAAUUAUUAAUCUUGUUGACAAGUUUUUUGAGAUGCCAAGACAUGAAGCUAUUAAAGCCCUAGAUAUCUAUAAAAGAGCUGGCCAGCAGGCUGGGAACCUUUCUGAUUUUUAUGAAGUUUGCAGAGGAUUGGAACUUGCUAGAAAUUUUCAAUUUCCUGUUUUGAAAGAACCUCCACAGUCCUUUCUUAUCACUAUGGAGGAGUAUAUAAGAGAGGCACCACGGAUGGUUUCUGUUCCAAGGGACACAUUGGAAUAUCCCGAAAGGCUUCAGUUGACAUAUAAACCAGAAGAAGAGCUCUCUCCUUCUGAAGAUACGAAAUUAUCAGUUGAUGAACCCAUGCCACUGCCUCCAGAUAUUACAUUCUCAAAUGUUGAGGUCACUCCCUCACCUCCUCCCCCAACCAUGGACACUGGAGAUCUACUGGGAUUAACUGUUACCACACCUGAUGCAUCUGCAAUCGAGGAAAGUAAUGCUUUGGCUUUAGCUAUAGUUCCAACUGGUACUGCAUCAUUGGACUCUGGUGCUGUUCAAACAAAUGGUUUUGAUCCUACUGGAUGGGAACUUGCUUUGGUCACCGCUCCUAGUAGCGAUAUUUCUUCAGUCAACGAGAGGCAGUUGGGUGGAGGAUUGGACACUCUCAUUCUAAAUAGUUUGUAUGACGAAGGAUCAUACAGAGCCUCCCAGCAGCCAGUAUAUGGAGCGCCUGCCCCAAAUCCGUUUGAGGUACCAGAUCCAUUUGCUUUGUCAAACAACAUCGCGCCUCAUCCAUCAGUUCAAAUGGCAGCAAUGGCUCAACAGCAGGCAAAUCCCUUUGGUCCUUACCAACCUGCCUAUCCACACCCACAGCCGCAGCAGCAACAACAUUUGAUGAUGGGACCACAAAAUCCCUUUGGUGAUGCUACCGGGUUUGGAGCAUUUCCCUCGAACCCUGCUACUCACCCACAAACAAACAAUCCAUUUGGAACCACCGGCUUACUGUAACGACAUGUUGGAACAUAAUACAUAGUGUAUAAUCUACGCCGCCCGGCACAGUUGAUUUUGGUGUAUUUGGAGUUGGCAAGCAGUGGCUUUGUUUAUUCUAUACACAUGAGGGGUGUUUUGAAGCCUGAAAUCAUAUUUUUCUUUCAGAGUUGUAAAAGACAGUGAUUUGAUUUUGAAGAUGUAACAUUUGUAGUUAAGAUGAUUUGAGGUUAAUCCGCAUAAUAUGAAUCUGUUGUGAUCUCUUUAAUAAGAUGUAUAUUGAGGAAA
This is a messenger RNA of Cornus florida, 2259 nucleotides long. Its product is annotated as putative clathrin assembly protein At2g01600. Gene Ontology annotation, molecular function: 1-phosphatidylinositol binding; clathrin heavy chain binding; SNARE binding. The coding region runs from base 298 to 1992 and encodes 564 amino acids. The record is from RefSeq and is a predicted model, not a curated record. The transcript is spliced from 15 exons. Gene Ontology annotation, cellular component: clathrin-coated vesicle; clathrin-coated pit. Gene Ontology annotation, biological process: clathrin coat assembly; clathrin-dependent endocytosis; vesicle budding from membrane. NCBI's taxonomy places the organism in Eukaryota, Viridiplantae, Streptophyta, Magnoliopsida, Cornales, Cornaceae.